Molecule: messenger RNA, 7027 nt
Organism: Clarias gariepinus (North African catfish)
Lineage: Eukaryota; Metazoa; Chordata; Actinopteri; Siluriformes; Clariidae
Gene: pcm1
Product: pericentriolar material 1
Exons: 40
Coding region: 194-6310 (2038 amino acids)
Biological process (GO): cilium assembly; centrosome cycle; microtubule anchoring at centrosome
Cellular component (GO): ciliary basal body; centrosome; centriolar satellite
Source: RefSeq, a predicted model, not a curated record
AUCACUCUGCGGAGAAACAAAGAUGGCGGCGCAUUGAGAGUCCGCCGCUCAAGUAAACCAAAGCUCCUUCUUUAGAGAAUUUCUUCAACAUUAUUCGGUGCUGUGAACCUGUAAACGACUCGUUCGGCACCGAAUACACUACACUACAGACGGAGCCUGCACGGGAACUCAGAGUAAGCACUGAAGGGAUAAAAUGGCGACAGGUGGAGCUCCAUUUGAUGACGAACAAGAGCUGCACAACUGGACCAUCAGCAACGGCAGCCUGGAUGACCGGCUCAAUAACAUGGACUGGGGCGUUCAGCAGAAGAAGGCGAACCGGUCAUCAGAGAAGAACAGGAAGAAGCUCUCGGCUGUGUCCGAGAGCCGCCUGACCAACGACAUCUCUCCGGAGUCGACUCCGGGGGCGGGGCGCAGGCGAGCGAGAACACCGCACUCGUUCCCUCACGUGAAGUACACUACACAGAUGUCGGUUCCCGAUCAGGCCGAGCUCGACCGGCUGCGGCAGCGCAUCAACUUCACCGACCUGGACGAGAGGAGCAUCGGAAGCGACUCUCAGGGCCGCGUGACCGCAGCCAACAACCAGCGGCAGCUUUCCUCCGAGCCGCGGAAACCCUUCAACACCUUCCUUCCGCUACACGUCAACACUAACAAGAGCAGAGAGUCUUCUGUUUCUGCUUCACCGGCCACCACUACAGGGGGUAAAGAGGCCAAAAAGCAGAGCCCGGGGAAGGAUCUGUUUGCCCCAGUGCCCGUCGUACCCGUUGCACCCGUCACACCCGUCAUGCCUGCUAAAGAGCCUCACGGAGCAGAGAGAACCUCAGGAGGCCCUCUGGUGGACAGAACGGGAGAACUGGGUGUUGACAGCAGCCAGGUGGUCAGUAAGCUGGUGCAGAUCCGCGAGUACAUCAGCAGAGCCAGCUCUAUGAGGGACGACCUGCUGGAGAAAAACGACGUUCCGGCUAACGUCGAGCGCCUCUCUCACCUCAUCACACACCUGAAGGAGCAGGAGAAGUCUUACUUGCGCUUUUUGCAAAAGAUGCUGACGAGAGAGAACGAGGAGGAGGAGGACGAGGAGGAUGAAGGUGCCACGGUGGACUCGGCGGUGUGUUCCGGCUCCAUGGCCGAGAGCGCGUCUUUGAACCUAGAGCCUCGGCCAGAAGCCGCAGACCCCACCUGUUACCGGGUCGACGGUCAGCAGCAGCAGAAGGAGGAGUUGGAGAACCUGCGCAAGCAGCACGACCUCCUGCAGAAGAUGCUGCAACAGCAGGAGGAGCUACGAGAGCUACAGAACCGCCAGGCCGCCCUGCUGACUAUGCAGAACCGAGCCGAACACGCCAUGGACGACACCGUUGUAACAGAGACUACAGGAAGUGUAUCCGGUGUCAGCAUCACUUCAGAACUCAAUGAUGAACUCAACGAUCUCAUACGACGCUUCCACAACCAGUUGCAUGACUCUCAGUCUCAGGCGGUUCCUGAUAACCGGCGUCAGGCUGAGAGUCUGUCCCUGUCUCGAGAGGUGUCCCUAUCUCGCUCUACCCAUAGUCCUCGGGGGCAGCAAACCCUUGGCGCAGCCGCUGCCGGUGCUUCUGCCUCCCCUGCCAGCGCCAAGCUCACCAAACUGCAGGAGCUCCAGGACAAGAAGCAGACGAUGGACAAAAUCCUGCAGGAGCUUCAUUCGCUCCGGGACCAGACACUAAACAACACCUCGUGCCGGGGUGCAUCUCCGCGUGUUUCUGAGCGUCCCUCGACGUCAAGUCGAGAGGGGAACGGCGCCGCUUCUGUCGCAAGACAGGAUUCUUCAUCUUACGACGAUGGAGGAAAUCCGGCUGAAAAACUGCGGAAGCUGAAGGAGGUGCACAAGCGGCUGAACGAGCUGAGAGAACUGGUGCAGUACUACGAGCAGACGUCUGACAUGAUGGUGGACACGGUGAACGAGAACGUGAACGACGAUGAGGAAGACGAGACGGAGGACGGGUCGCUCUUCGAGACCAUUUUCGAUUCGGAGCAAGAGAACCGAGAACCCGUUACCAACAUCAGAAACCCUGCUCAGCCUCAGUCUACAUCCAACUGGAUGGAUAUGAACACCCUGACAAAUGCCUGCAGCAGCUCCAACAACCGAGUCAGCCGGCUGAACUCUCAGUGCGAGGUCAACAACCGCUCGGCCGCUAACCUGCGCAGCCUCAACGUCUCCUCCGCCAUGGAUAAACAUGGAAAUGUGGUUCAAGACGAUGACGAUGAUGAUGAUGACGACGACGACGAUGCCGCAGAGGGGGAGGACCGUAUGAGGCGUGGUCGAAGAGAGAGCUCGGGUUCGGCGUCGAGUCGACGUAGCAGCAUCGCGGACGACGCAGAGUUUGCUGAGAAAGUCCAUCGUCUCCAGACGGCCAAGCAAAAACUGCAGCAGCUCCGUGAGCUUGUCGCCAUGGUUCAGAGUGAUGACACGGACACCACGGCAGCCAACGAGGAUGAAGGACUGCAGCAGCAGCCUAACAACACCAGAGCGACGGCACCCAAAGCCAAGAGAGAGCUCUCACUCUCUGAUUCAGCCAGGGAGAAGCUGUAUGAGGAGAAGCUGAGGCAGCAGCAGCAGGAGCUGAAGCAGCUCCAUGAGGAGAGACAGAGGCUGAUGGAGAUCCAGGGAAAGAUCCAGGACCUGCAGUGGGCGUGUCCUGAUCUACAGUCAUCCGUGUCGAGUGCAGCGAGUGGUGUGAUGCUGACCAAAAAGAUCCCUGCUGCAGCGUCCACUCCCGCCGCUGUUCCGUCCACAUCGACCAAGAGCAACACGGCCGUGCUCAAACACACCACAGAGCCCGCGCCCGUCACCAUCACCGACAACGAGUUGUGGUCAGAGAUGCGCAGACACCAGGUCCUGCGUGAAGAUCUGAGGCAGAGACGGAAACACCUGGAGAGUCUGAUGGCCGAGCAGCAGAGGAGGAGUGACACGAUCCCUACACAAAGCUUCUCUCAGGAUGACAGGACCAUGGCGACGUGGGGCGGCUCCACACAGUGCCCGCUGGGUGAGGAGGAUGAGAACGACGAAGAUUUCCCUUCUGAGCGCAGCAUGCGGGAAAACGAGGACGAUGAUGAGGACGAGGAAGAGGGAGCAGAGUCGAGCUCCACAGACGAGCCACACUCGUACUCUAACAGGAAACCCUGCAGCAGCGGGAAAAACCGGGACAGCAAAAAGCGCUCGUCUCCACGCUGCUCCAGAUCUCGUCCUCGUCCCACCCCCAGGGGGACAAAGAGGCAGGAGAACCUGCGCUGGGCUGCUGAUCUGUCUGCGUCCGAGAACCCCACACACACCGACACACACUGGCAGGAGCAGACAGCGCAGCUGCAGAGACAGCUAGACUUCAGCACGGCCAUGUGUCAGAUGCUGCUGCAGGACCAGCAGACUCUCUCGUGCAUGCUGCAGUCGAUGUUAACGGUGCCGUAUAACACGCUGACGAAUAACCCGGGCUCACACCAGGUGCCGCUCAUCAUGCACCAGCUCAACCAGUGUUACACACAACUCGCAUGGCAGCAGAACAAUGUCAACAGGUUGAAGCAAACUCUCAACGACCUCCUUCGACAGCAGCAUCAGCAGACGUCGUCCGGGCAACAGCAGCAUCAGAACGUAGCGCAGGGCUCUGUCUCCCCGCCACCGUUCCUGCCCUUUCCCCCGACCAACAUGCUCGGCAUGAACAACUUCUCCUCUCUUGCAGCAGGUUUUAAUUUCUCUCCCAUGUUCCCAUCAGUGGGUUCAGAGAUCCCCCAGGCAUCAGGAGCCCAGGCCAGCCCGGAUCAACAACCCGACCCCAACAUGUCCCUUAAAACCGAGUACAUGAGCUUCCCGCCUCCGCUGCAGAGGACGCCGCUCAACAACUCUCACGCACGCUCUCAGGAUGAUUCUAAAAACUCCUCCUCGCUGAACUCCUCUCUGAACGGGACAUGGUACGGGCCGAGCAGUAAACGUGCACAUUUGGACUCCCAUGAAUCCCUAAGCAGCGUGCCUGACCCUGUCGACCCGUCCACUGUCACCAAGAGCUUCAGACCGGGGUGCAAGGCCUCGGCUCAGGCCAGCCUCGCCUCUAGAGACAAGACACCAAAGAGCCGUCGCAGGAGGGGCAAGAACCAGAACACCGCUGCAGGUUUGGACAGUGACAGUGUAUCAAGUGCCACGGAGCCUAAUCACGAGCGUGAAAAGGCGCGCGAGAGAGAGCGAGCACACUUGGCUCAGCCGAGAGCCCGAGAUUCGGACCAGAGCCUCCUGGACAAGCUUACGCAGGAGAAACUGGACAGCAAAACCAAAAAACACAACGACAUCUCCUCAGCAUAUGCAUGGAGAACCCCGUUUCUCUCUAACCAAAUCGCAUGCACCGAAGCUCCAGAUGGCAGCAGUGACUUCUCCCUGUUCGAGGCUCUGAGGGAGACGAUCUACUCUGAAGUCGCCACACUGAUCUCACAGAACGAGUCUCGUCCUCAUUUCCUCAUCGAGCUCUUCCACGAGCUGCAGCUGCUCAACACCGACUACCUUCGCCAGAGGGCGCUCUACUCACUGCAGGAUAUCGUGACCAGACACCUGACUGAGAAGAGCGUGGCCGAGGAGCCGGGGUCACAGUCUGAACUCACUCCCAGCGGGAGUCUCGUCACUACUGACAAUGACGUAUCGGAGAAGGACGUGAGGGUGAAGGUCAGCUCUAGAAGGACGAGAGCUCUGGAGGGAGACUCGGUGGACAGCGAGAGCCUGUUGUCCACGUCCUCAAACCUGGAGCCAUUUGCCAGCGAUGACCUGGGUAACACAGUGAUUCAUUUAGAUCAAGCUCUGCUGCGAAUGCGGGAGUUUGAGCGUAUGAAGCUAAAGGCUGGGUUCUCUCCCCCUGCUCCUGCUCUUCCUCCGCUUCCUUCUCUUCCUCCUCCUCUCCCUCCACCUCCUCCUCCUCCUCCUGCUGCUGUCUCUACAGCGCCCCCUGUCUCUAAUCCUGAGCUCUCUGCUGUUACCGCUGCUGUUACCGCUGCUGCUGGUGCUGCUGGUGAUGAUCCAGGGCUUAACCAAGGUUGCCCUCAGAUUGACACGCAGCCGCUGGACAGACAGAUCAAAGCCAUUAUGACUGAGGUCAUCCCCUUCCUGAAGGAGCACAUGGGCGAGGUGUGUUCACAGCAGCUCUUGACGUCAGUGAGACGCAUGGUGCUGACGCUGACUCAGCAAAAUGACGACACUCGAGAGUUCAUGCGCUUCUUCCACAAACAGCUCGGGGGUAUCCUGCAGGAGUCCCUGAGUAAGUUUGUGGGCCGCACGCUGCAGGACUGCGGUGAGGAUCUGCUGGUGGAGAUCUCAGAGAUCCUCUUUAACGAGCUCGCCUUCUUCAGGAUAAUGCAGGACCUCGACCAGAGCGCGCACCGCACCAAGAGACACGCGCAGGCCACGCCCACUAAACACCCUCCCCCCACAGAGGGGAAGAAAUCUGAAGGAGAAAAGACCUUCUCGCCAUCGUAUUUUGAUGAAGAUAAAGACCGAGAUGAGACCGAGCAGGCGCGGGCGAGUCUCUGUAUCGAGAGAGAGGGAGAGCGAGAGCGAACGGAAGAGAAACCGAGCAGGGAAGCCUCCGAGGAAGAAGAGGAGGAGGAAGAUGAAGAGGAAGGAGACACACUACCACUGUCUAUAAGCUUGUCUAAAGCGGAGACUCAGGCGUUGAAUAAUUACGGCAGCGGUGAGGAUGAGAACGAUGAUGAUGAGGUCGAGGACUUUGAGGCUGGAUCUGUGGAGGUGCAGACGUCACUACAGGCUUCAGACAACACCGCAGAACACUCACAGUUUAACAGCGUUUCACUGAACGGAGCUGCGCAGGAGACCAAGUCAGAGCAGGAGAGCACAGAAACUACUGAAGUGAAGAGCCCCAAGUCGGAGUCUGUAGAGGUGAUGGAGGAGGAGAAAGACGCUGCGGGCACGGACACAGACACACAAGCUCAAAGAGACACACAGAGCACAGACAAGUCUGUUGUCCCCCUCGCCCCGCCCUCACAGGAGAGUCCUCAUGACUCCAUCACGGCCAGCCCUCAGACUGACUCACCUGUUCUGAUUAACGCAGAUGAUGUCGGUUCUGGAAACGGCAGUCAGAAAUCUGAUGAGGAGGACUUCGUCAAGGUUGAAGAUCUUCCAGUGCAGCUUUCGGUCAUGUGCGAGGAGGAGUUGUGUAAACAGAUCUUAGAGGAACAGAGGAGCAACAAUCUGAGCAGUGAGAUCCUGAACACGAGCGAGGGACCAAGUGGACUAGUGGGCAACGCGCACGCUCUCAAAGAGCCUGAAACGCUCGGAGCCCAGAGUGCCUGAAGCCUGCGGGUUUUAAUCUCCACGUCCUGACACUACAGCAGCGUAUUUAUCUCAUCGUGCUUCAUUUUGUACUGGUGUGACUGUCACUCACAGCAGAUCGGUCAUUACAUCACUCAGCACGACCCUAGUCCACCAGUGCACCCCGAGCCGAGUGAGCGUUUUCUGUUCUGUUUAUUUAUCUGAAGGUAAUCCGACGGUUCGUGUAGAGGAAACACUGUUAAUACUAAGUGGUCUGUUGAACUCUUCUGUUCACUUCUUAAAGCCCAGAAUCACACUGGAAACUUUCAGACAUCAACAUGGUGUUUAUUAUUAUUUUUUUUCUCUUUUAAAAUUGGUUCGAAUGCUUCUCUCUCUCUCUCUCUCUCUCUCUAUCUGAAAUGUCUCCUCUUCGUCCUCCUCCUUAUCCUCUUUAUGCACUUUGCACCCCAAAAACAGAUUGAAGAUCAGAGUAUCAGAAUCAUCUGGUUUAAGGCACUUCUUUAAUUUGAGGUUACCCUCUUACAAAUUCGUUGUUUAGAGAGGAGUCGCGAGCCCUUUCGCUCCCCCUCCACCAGAGGGCGUAUUUCAGCCUUAAUGCAUUAUCUUAAUUAUUUUAUCUCUUUCCCUAUGUUCCCUAUGUUUUUAAUGUUUCCCAAGUUUAAAUGCUUGAAUGCUCGGAUUUAAAUGUUACUAAAGGUUUUAAGGAAACAAAUAAAACAUUAAUUUUUACUUUUGUCC